Molecule: messenger RNA, 5262 nt
Organism: Trachemys scripta elegans
Lineage: Eukaryota; Metazoa; Chordata; Testudines; Emydidae
Gene: PRELID3A
Product: PRELI domain containing 3A
Exons: 6
Biological process (GO): phospholipid transport
Cellular component (GO): mitochondrial intermembrane space
Molecular function (GO): phosphatidic acid transfer activity
Source: RefSeq, a predicted model, not a curated record
CCUGGUUGCGUCACGGCCCCUCCCCCGGUGAGCCGGCUCUUUCUUUGCCCUGAGCGAGCGCUCGGGUGGUCGCCAUUGGAGCUCGCGCGCCGGGGGACAGCAGCGGAGCGAUGAAGAUCUGGAGCUCGGAGCACGUGUUCGGACACCCAUGGGAUACAGUUAUCAAAGCUGCUAUGAGAAAAUACCCCAAUCCCAUGAAUCCAUGUGUGGUAGGAGUAGAUGUGAUAGACAGAAGCCUUGAUAACCAGGGAAGGUUACAUAGUCACCGACUUCUCAGCACAGAAUGGGGACUACCAAGUAUUGUAAAAGCGAUUUUGGGAACAAGUAGGACUUUGACAUACAUUAAAGAACAUUCGGUGGUAGAUCCAGUAGAAAAGAAAAUGGAACUCUGCCCACCAAUGUAAAUUACUCUCACAAAUUUGGUGUCAGUUGAUGAGAGAUUGGUCUACACGCCUCAUCCUGAAAACCCAGAAAAGACUGUGCUAACUCAAGAAGCAAUUAUUACUGUAAAAGGCGUUAGCCUGAGUAGUUAUUUGGAAAGUUUAAUGGCCAACACAAUAUCCUCCAAUGCUAGAAAGGGUCGAGACGCCCUGGAAUGGGUGAUCGGCAAACUAAACACAGAGUUUGAGGAGUUAACAUCAUCGACACGGGAGAGCAUGAAAUCUGGAAUGGCAGCGGCAUCAGCAGCAGAGAAUUGAGGCCGCAGAACACUGAGGAACUGUGACAGAACAACUUUAAACCAUGAACUUUAUUUCCUUAGAUCUCUUCUCUAUGGCUGAUAAUGCCAGUCGUUUAUAUGUUCAUAGGAAUGUCAGAACUCGAGAAAAAUAUUUUUCUAGCGCUCUCUAGCCUCCAUAUCAACUUAUUUGACCAGUGAAGACUAACAUGAGCUCUUAUGCUUUCCUUUAUUUUUAUUUAAAAAACCCCAUGUGCUGUAGCCAAUUGAAACAAAAUCUUUCUGACAAUUCUUAAAAAUGCCAAAAUGUGCCUUUUCGUAAAGGCGGUAACUAGUAGGUUUCUUCUAUAUUAUACCAUCUGUUUUUUGUGCUCACUUUUUUUUUUUAAAUGUGUGUACAUAUAUUUAUUAAGAAUUUCUUUAAAGAGAGCAGCUGCUGUAUUUUAUGAAGGGCGAAUGGGUAUAAAAGCACUGAAUCUAGUGUUGGUCUUCGCUGCCGAAGCGGAAUGGCGAAAAGUAACACACACUGUAAAGUGAUGGAGAUAUUUACUCAGGUUAUCUGAAAAGCUAGAUCUUGCGUGGUGGUACUGACUUUUGUUGUUAAAUGCAGUGUCUGAAUGUGAUACACAGGUAAUUUAUGUCUUGGAUGUUUGGAUACAAACCUCCGACAGAUGUAGUGAGUAUUUAGACUUGAAUGUAGAUUUUUAGUUAGACUUUGGGGAGAGAAGAUGUAAUUUAUUUUUGUAAUAUUUAUUCACUGGCUCUAGGAUUUUUUUUUUUUUUUUUUUUUUUCUUUUCCUCCCUCUCUUCUGGAGGAGCCGCUGAUACCUCCAUGGAAACCAUUGGAAAACGAUUGACUUCUAAAUGCAACUUUUUACAAGGUGAUUUGAAUGAAGAGUAUCGUUGCUUCAGAUUGUAACACUUAACUACUGUGAAAGUGAUUCUUAUACCACAAACAAAGAUAUCAUGAAGACUCGGCAGCAAACUUGGAUCCACUCUGAAGAGUAACAGUACUUUAAAAAAAAAAAAAAAAAAAACACGCAGCAGAACUGGCUUUCUCUAGGUCCCGUCCCCCCCCCCCCCCCGCAGAGCUUUUCAUGGACUUUCAGUGUUUCUUUGUAUUUGUCUUUAAUUUACAUUUUAACAAUAUUUUUGUCUUGGUGGCAUGAGUAAUCAUUUUUAGGCUCAUUUAAAUGUUUCUGGUCAUAGUCAUUCAUUGUCUGUCUGGGAAAACAAGAUUGCAAAAUCCAGUAACCCCUAUGGAGUAGAAUAUUUGAAGGAAAAUUACUAAUUGGGUUGCUUUCCAAAAAGUAUGAAAUCCAAAACUGUUAAAGGUACUGAUCUUUCUUUGACAGGGCUACAGAAAUGAGUGUCUGAAAGCAGCACUAGUUUCUGAUGCAGCCUUCAACUGAAGGUAAAUUUUUGAUUUGUUGAAUUUAAAUUAAAUCUUUUUUGUGUGCACGCAAAGGCUGAAGAAACAGUCUGUUCUGUUUGCACAAGGAAUCAAGUCUUUUUGCAACAAACGAUUUAGAAAACUACUUUUGAGUGAAAAUUAAAUAUUUUUUUAAUGGUAAAAAUAAAUGAUUGUUCCAUAACUUGCUUUGAUUUGAGUGCUUUAAAAUACAAUGCUAGCUUGGUGGCAAACCCACCAAACACGUGCACAAUAUAGUUUGGUAACUGUAGAAACACUAUGCUAAGUGUUCUUUUUUUAAAUUAAGAGGUAGGUCUGUAACUAUUAAAGUACACUUUCCUACCAAGUAAAUAUUUCUAUUUUAAACAAAAUUUUGGUUGGAUGAUAGGACUUAAUCUUAGCUUUUCAGAAGCCAGUCAGUGACAGUAAACAUUUACCUUUUGUCUUCAUAUGGACCUCAGGUGUUUCCUAUAUGAAACAGACACUUAGUUCUGAAUAAGGCCUGGAAGUAUGUUGUCUUUCUCCAAAGGACAACUUGCGUAAUACUGACAUUUUAGUUGAAGUGAGUUUUACAUGGUGCCCUUUCCUGGGAGGGGGGGGAAUGCAGAAAGGUCUAGUUGCCCAAAAAAAAAAAAGUGUCUGAUACUACCUUGCCAUUUCAUCCUGGCACAAAUGAGUGAGACACAAUGGGCACACUUAUGCAAAUGAGAUAAAACAGGUGUGACUGAUUUUGGGGAAGUUGUAGUACAACAUUCCAACACAUGCCUGCUGUGGGAGGUGUUAAAUGCACAGGUGUGGCUAUGCUGCAGUAAAACAGCCAUGGCUGGCCUGUGUCAGCUGAAGCAGGAGCACAGAGCUAUAAAAUUGUACUGUAGACAUUCAGGAUGUGAGGGGUGAGAGUCCUGGAGCCCAGGCUCCAGUCUGUGGCCAAACUUCUACAGUACAGUUUUAUAGCGCUGUGAGCCUGAUUCUACUAACAUGGGCCAGCUGAUGGGUUUAUUAUUGCAGUGUAGACAAUGCUGCCUCAUGUAGCUCCUGGCCCCAGCAGUUCUUCUGUCCUCUUGUUCUCCCUGGUCACUAGUUGCUCUGGGCUUUUAUUGACCCCCUCUUUUGGCCUGAAAGGCCAUGACUUGGGUUGUAGCUACACAGGGAGAGGAAGUUAAUCCUAUCUGUUUCUUGGCUGUGCUCCCAAGAGAGCUGCUUAGAGCUUUUGGGAUGUCUGCCCACCUAAUGCCCUGUUGGCCUAGGUCACUGCCUCUAUCCUUGCUCUGCCUCCCCCUUAGUCUGACAAUCAUUCAGGGUAGAGAGGGCCCUCUGCUUUAAAUCCCCUGAAAAGAAGAUGCAAGUUGCAUCCACUCUUAAUAAUUUUGCUAGGCAUAGCCUCUUGCACUGUCCUUUCUGUGAUCUAAUACCACCCACCCUGCAUAUGUGCACCCUUGGGACCACCGAGUGAUUGAUCACACUGCACUUUAUCUGCCUUACCAGAAGUUCAUCAGGUCCAAUGUUACUUGGGAUCUAUCUUGACUUUCACUAGGAAGCUCAUCCUCUUUCAUAUCCGGGUUUCUAUUUUCCUAUGGCUUGUCAGAACGGUUUUCUAUUUUGCUGGUAUCCUCUUCUUGUGAACAACACUGCUCCAGUUAUAGGUGUGGUCCUCUGGGCAGUCUGCCCUUUCAUCCUGUUCCUCCUCCUGUCAUUGCAGUAGUUCUAUGGAGCCAUUGUGCAGAAGGGCCUUGGCCCUCCGAUGGGGACUACAUUUUUCACAAGUCACAUCUGUAUAUUCCCAAUCUUGCACAAGAGUCCCCCCCUAGGACCUCUGGCACUCACGUAAGCUCCCUUCCCCCCCCCCUGCAUCUAUCCACACAAAGUUCUACAAUAUCUUCCAACUCUUUGGCUGAAACAGUCUUCCUCUGGUUAGUCUUCUGUGUGUAUGGAAAAUUUCUGAUGGAUCAGAUUUUAUUCUAGUCUUGCACUAAUCAAAAUGCCUUGUAACUGGGCCCUUUCAAUGUGGUGGUUCUCUCCUGUAUUGGGCACUUUUAAGUCUAAUUUCUCAAAUGUUGAGGUAGAAAACCCUAUGGUGCUAAUGUGGGCUCUGCCACUGCAGCCAACAGAAAGGAGGGAAAAGCUUACAUCCUAGGGCUGAGUUAAAUUAAAAAAAAAACUAGGACCUAACCUGUCCCGCUCUUUUUGGGUCUCGGAGGUGAGGCCAAAAACGUCAGUGUUGAGCAAAAGAAAAUCACUUGGCUCAGUAAAGGGCAGUAGGUGCACGUUUAGAUAGGAAUCCUACACUAUAGUACCAUGAGGGUUGAAAGAAGGGAAUUAAGGGGUUUUGGUUGUUUACAGCUCAGCCUUAACUCUAGUAGUGCUAUUGUCAAUGCAGAUCUUACCUACAUGCACAUCAUUAAACAAGUAAGAGCUGAAGCAGACUUCUAAUGCUGUCUAAGUCCCAUCUCAAUGUUCCCUUUGUUUUAGAGUAAUCUGAGUCUAAGGAUUUCUCUCCUUAAAGCAGUCGUGCUGAUAUUAGCUGAGACAAUUUUGGAAAUAUCAGUUGUAUCUAAUAUUGAAUGUCCUGUUCUCCAUUGUAUCUGUGUGUAACUUUCUCUCAUUGUCUACUCUCCCAUGCCCCCCUUCAGAUUACUUACCCCUGCUGUGACUGCAGUUCUGUAGUCUUCGAUACUGGGGUAGGGAGUGCAGUGGUGCCAGUGCUAGAGGUAAUGUAUAGGAAAGCUCUCACUAGUGGGGAAAUGUCCAGGCUUAGUGUAAAGAGAGCCUGAGCCUACUAAAAGUAGCUGAGGUAAGUAGAAGAAACCCAGCUACAGCAUUUCUGCCUUCUGAGAAUUAUUGAUAAGUGUGAUCACUUUUGUUGCUGCAUAAUUUAUAAAAUAGAGUACAUUAAACAUUGAUCUACCAUAUGUUAACCAAGACCUUCCCAUUAAAUUAAAUGCAUUUAAUCUUCCUUAUACUUUAGACAAUAUUUAAACUCUUAUUACAGUGAAGGCAACAUGAUGGUUACAGGGGAGGAUAACAGAUACAUGUUAACUCUUCCUCUUCUACUCUCCCCAUUUUCAUCUCAGUUCAGACUGUAAGCUCCUCAAACUGUGAUUCUCUGCCCUAUCUCUAAUGUAAGGUGCCAUGCACAUCUAUAGUGCUAAGUAAUUACACACUCUACUAAAAAUAA